GACCCUAACCCGACCCAACCCGCCCGUUUGCCAGGUCUAGAUUCAGUUCAUUAUGCUUCAGAGGUAGCAAGUCCAGCCGCUCCCUUCUCACCAAAGCCAAUGGUCAGCAAGAAACUCUUUGAUGAUGUAUUUCGUCGAUCACAUAAACCUGGAUAUGAUGUCAACUCUGGUAACUUUGAUGCUUACUAUGAUAGAAGCUCUGAUGGUUCUGCUGAUGUUAAACAAACGCUUACUUACUCUUCUGUAGCAAUUAAGCAACCAAAUCAAGAUAUUGAACAAUGUUCUUCUGAAAGUGGACAGGAUGAUGCAUUUUUUCAUGAAGAUGGGAUCUCAUCAACAGCUAAGGAAAAGUGGAGAAUACCAUUAGUGCAUUUGUUGCAGGAAAAAGAUGUCCAUGAGAAAGAUAAGAGCUCGGAAGCCUUUAGUACAUGGCAAACAACUGCAGGAGAUGCACAUAUGUCACAAUUACAUGAAACCUAUGCAUACUUUGCUGGUGCAGCAUACUUCUCAAGCAUACCCGUGGAUUUUAUUUGUCCUCUAACAGGAAAGCUUUUCGAAGACCCAGUGACACUAGAGACAGGUCAAAAUUUUGAGAAAACAGCCAUCAAGGAAUGGUUUGAUGGAGGGAAAUAGAACAUGUCCAGUAACAGGAAAAACUUUGGAAUACCUGUCAGUGCCACAUACCAACUUUGUUUUGAAGCGUGUCAUUGACAGUUGGAAAGCAGAAAACCAUAGACAUCUCUUGAAUUUUAGCUAACAAAUUGUGAGGAUUUCA
Molecule: messenger RNA, 775 nt
Organism: Rubroshorea leprosula
Lineage: Eukaryota; Viridiplantae; Streptophyta; Magnoliopsida; Malvales; Dipterocarpaceae
Source: the annotation of a GenBank genome assembly